Linum trigynum is the source of this 1308-nucleotide messenger RNA. Lineage: Eukaryota; Viridiplantae; Streptophyta; Magnoliopsida; Malpighiales; Linaceae. The record is from the annotation of a GenBank genome assembly.
AUGCUGCGAGGAGCUCUCUCCUCGUUCUGGGAUUUGUCCCACUGGGUGGGCAGAUGGGUGUUUCGUUUCUUCGUCUCCCUUUUGCUGCGCAGCCUGGCAAACAAAGAGGAUAAAGGUCUGCUGAAAGUGCAAGAGGUUUGGGUAAAAUUUACUCACCGUAGUCACCAGGUCGACAGGCGUCCAGUAAGACAGGAACCGCCGGUGACCGAGAAAAGUUUGGAAUAUCAGGUCUUGACCCAAAAUCGAGUGGUCGAAACUAAGGGUCUCAAGACACGUAAGAGGGGUUCUCAGAGGGGGGAUGAUUAUACAUCUCCAACCUAUCCCCUCGUCGAUUGUAGAGCUGCAAAAAGAUGCAGGUUCAGUUGUAUUAAAGAGUGGAGAUUUUGCCUCCCCUCUUCAUCGGAAUUGGUAGGCGAUGAAGAUUAUCCGCUGUUAUCCAAUCCGACAGAUUUGAUUAAUAACGAUAUUGCUCUGGUUAUGGUUUCAGCUGCCCCGAGUAGAACUGAGACGGCAACGAAGGGUAGCCAGCCGGAGAAAGUCUUCGCUGGCGUACUGCUUCCGCCGGAGCAAUCCGUUGGCAAGUUCCGUGAGCCGUUGGAAGUCCGAUUAGCCACGGUUGGAACAAAAUCUAUCCCUGAUUUUGCGGGAUUAUUGGGAAAUUAUAGCUUUACCCGAUUUCACCGGAGACAUAAGGAGACCACCCGUAACUGUUUAGUCAGGGGGAAGAGUCCGUCUCCGCGUCGAAUUUACACCCGGCCUACAAUCCUUCCCUUGCGAGAUACUCGGGUAGGGGGGAAAGGAGUUGUAUUUAAUUCCUUCCUGAAGGGGAGCUUAGACCUAACUUUCUUCCACCAAAGAAGAGGCGAUAGCUCUCCUGUUCCCCUGUUGCCUCCGAAGCUCGUUGCAAAGGAAAGCCCAGGUACGGAGGAAAGGCGGGACUCGGCGACGUUGUCGAUAAUUCCUACUGUUUCUACCAAUCCCCCUGUGGCGCAGCUUUCUUCUCUUCUGGGACAGAACCUUCUGAUAUCAAUAGAAGGGCUGCUAGGGGGUGCGGAGACGCAUACUAACUUGUUUGGUGCGUCUUUUUGGCAGGAACAGAGGAGGAUGAAAAACGUUGCUGACGAACAAGUAGUCCAGUUCUCCUUGGAAGAGGUACAAUCAGCCAGGUUUCGGGCCUCUCGUACCAUCUUGGGGAGGCUGUUUACCAAGGAGCGGAUGACGACUAUGGAAUUGCGGGAGGAGCUACUCGAUGCUUGGAAACUCCGUGGUCAUCUCAAAGUCUCGAGUACCAAAUUUUGGACUGUAUGA